This is a messenger RNA of Symsagittifera roscoffensis, 1381 nucleotides long. RefSeq names its product tetraspanin-33-like. The record is from RefSeq and is a predicted model, not a curated record. Bases 4 to 981 code for a protein of 325 amino acids. The transcript is spliced from 7 exons. Lineage: Eukaryota; Metazoa; Xenacoelomorpha; Acoela; Convolutidae. Gene Ontology annotation, cellular component: plasma membrane.
AAAAUGACUAAACCCGAUGAAGUGCAAGAAACACCGAUAUCGGGCAAGGAAGCUCCCCAGGUAGAGUCUUUUCUCGGAAUGGGGACAGACGAGCCCGACUUUUACAUAGACGUGCAGACGCAUACCAAAUAUCAUGAGUGUUACUGCUGCCACGUUCCGGAGCUAGCCCACAACGUGAUCAAGUUCGUCCUGUUUUUGUUUAACGUCCUCUUUUGGGUGAUCUCAUUCGUGUUGGUAGUGAUCGGAAUCUGGGCUUUGACUGUUAACGCCGACUACGGCAAUGCGCUCAGUGGAGUAAUGACUCCCUCUGUGAUGCUCAUCGCAUUGGGAGUUAUAAUCUUUCUCGUCUCCUUUUCCGGAUGUGUGGGCGCUCUCAGAGAAAAUACCUACCUACUCAAAGCUUUUAUCGCAAUCAUGGGCUGUGGAAUUAUUCUUCAGCUGAUUUUUGUGAUUGUAGUGUUCACGUUGAAUGGAAGGAUGCGAACAUCUCUGGACAACUUCUUUCAAAAGUCUACCAAGAAUUAUAACGAUGACGUGGAUAUCAAAAACAUUCUCGAUUAUAUUCAACAUGAACUGCAGUGCUGUGGAGGAGAAGGACCCAAUGACUGGGAGCUGAACAUGUACUACUCCUGUGACAGCAUAGCAGUGUCCAAGUGCGGAGUGCCUUUCUCAUGCUGCAGGGGUUUCGGUGAAGUGCACAACAACACGCAGUGUGGCUUCGGCGUGAGGGCGGGAAGUGAGGAAGACACAAUCAACACAGCACUAUCAGAUCGCAUUUUCACUGGGGGGUGUACCAACAGGAUCAUAGUCUACAUCAAUGAGAAUCUAUCCACCGUAGCCAUAGUGCUGCUCCUCUUCUUCCUCCCACAGCUGAUGAGCAUGUUCCUGGCAGUGACCUUCAUGGGCCAAGUGGAGGAUGAGAUCGAAUAUUGGAAGCAGAGAGAAGACAUGGAGAAGAGAGGAUACUACUUUCGCACCUGAUGACAUUACAUAAGCAGUUAUGACGUCAGAAAAAUUGCACCCUAUGAUGUAACAACUCAUAUUGUCUAUGAUUAUUAAAAAUACCAACAAGUGUUUAUUAUUUAAGUGUCUCCAAUCGUGUUCAAAAUUUCUAAUUCUAUUCGACUCCUAAGUUCUGCUUUCGAUAUCACGGAAAAGUUAUAUCUGCGGCCUUAAAUCAUGGGACGCAAUCAUCGCAAAUUAAACUCGCUUCUGUCUUUAUAGUCUUGAAGUUUCUAUAAUUUUUGUAGAUUCGAAAGUCUUUUUAUAGUACAUGCAAAUUUUAUACACUAUCCUGAAGUAUUCGGGCAAAUAGAAAAUGAAAGAUGUGGUUUUAAAAAAUUCAUAAAUUUGAGCUUGUUUGAAUUUAAAUAAAAAUACA